Molecule: messenger RNA, 626 nt
Organism: Closterium sp. NIES-67
Lineage: Eukaryota; Viridiplantae; Streptophyta; Zygnematophyceae; Desmidiales; Closteriaceae
Source: the annotation of a GenBank genome assembly
AGCAGACAAAGGGGAAGGACUAUGAUGAGGUGUUUGCUCCUGUGGGGAAAGGAACAACACUGAGGGUGCUGUUGGCGAUAGCUGCACUCCUGGGAUGGAAGAUUCGACAGAUGGACAUUCGCAGAGCAGAUGCUGGAGAUGCAGUUCAAGUGCUCCAAGAUGGGUGAGGUGAAGUACUACUUGGGGAUGCAUGUGGAGAGAGAUGUGGAAAAGGGUGUGCUGAGGUUGCACCAGAGGAAGUACUUGAAAGCGGAUGGCACCAGCAUUGGGGGUUAUGUGUGCUUGCUAGGAGGUGGUGCUGUGAGCUGGCGCAGCAAGAAGCAGAAUGAGGUGGGAUUGUCCUCAUGUGAGACUGAGUACAUGGCCUUACACCAUGGGGCCAAGGAAGUGGUAUGGCUGAGGCGUUUGUUGGAGGAGUUGGGAGUUGGUCAGGAGGAGCCGACAGUUGUGUUUUGUGACAAUGAGUCUGCUGUGAAGCUCGCCAAGAAUGCUUGUCUGCAUGGGCUGACAAAACACAUAAGGCCUAAGUGGCAUUGGGUGAGGAGACUCCUUGAUAAGGAGAAUUUCGGAUUUAUAUUUUGAGUAAUUCUAGCUCCUAAGUUCACCUAGACUCCGUCCUUAAUCCU